Molecule: messenger RNA, 3783 nt
Organism: Manis pentadactyla (Chinese pangolin)
Lineage: Eukaryota; Metazoa; Chordata; Mammalia; Pholidota; Manidae
Gene: PPP1R42
Product: protein phosphatase 1 regulatory subunit 42
Exons: 9
Coding region: 224-1195 (323 amino acids)
Molecular function (GO): protein binding
Source: RefSeq, a predicted model, not a curated record
CGCGAUAUUUCCUGUUAGCGGCGGCCUGACCCUCAGCGUCUACUUGCCUGGCAACGACACCUGGGCAGGGAAAGAACAGUGCCCUGGCGAAAAAUCAUCAAACCUGAGUUAACUGACCCCGAUCUUCCCGCGAGCGAAUGCUGGGCAUAAAACAAUACCUAAACCUCCUUUAACAUGGUUUCAGAACAGAGCUAUUGCUGAGAAUUUGAUUUAUAGAGGAAUCAUGGUUCGACUGACCUUGGAUCUAAUUGCCAAAAACAGCAAUCUUAAACCCCGAAAAGAAACUACUUCACAAUACCUGAAGAAAAUAACACACGUAAAUUUUUCAGACAAAAAUAUAGAUGCAAUUGAAGACCUGUCUCUUUGCAAAAACCUUAGUGUUUUAUAUUUGUAUGAUAAUCGUAUUAGUCAAAUCUCUAAUUUGAAUUAUGCCACAAAUCUGACCCACCUGUAUCUACAAAACAAUUGUAUUUCAUGUAUAGAAAACCUCAGCUCAUUAAAGAAACUGGAAAAACUAUAUCUAGGAGGCAAUUACAUUGCUGUGAUAGAAGGUUUAGAAGGAUUGGAAGUACUAAGAGAGCUUCAUGUUGAGAGUCAGAGGCUUCCCCUUGGAGAAAAGCUUCUGUUUGAUCCAAGAACUCUUCAUUCUAUCGCAAAAUCCCUCUCCAUAUUGAAUAUCAGCAAUAAUAAUAUUGAUGACAUAAGAGACUUAGAAAUACUGGGGAAUCUUCAUCAGCUUAUAGCAGUUGACAACCAACUUCUGCAUGUGAAGGAUUUGGAGUUUUUACUGAACAAGUUGAUAAAGCUGUGGAAAAUGGAUCUAAACAGAAAUCCUGUUUGUCUCAAACCAAAAUACAGAGACAGACUGAUACUGGUAUCUGAAUCACUGGAAUUUCUUGAUGGAAAAGAAAUAAAAAAUAUGGAAAGACAAUUCCUAAUUAAUUGGAAAGCAUCCAAAGAUGCCAAGAAAAUCAGCAAGAAUAAGAACAGUAAAAUUGAGGAUGCAAGUAAAUCAUACAUAAGUAACUUUGAAGCAAUGCAUCACUUAGUUCCUGUUCAUUACCCCCAAGUGGGUAAACCAAAAUUAGUCUUUCUCUCUGAUAUACACAGACACCUUGCAAAUGACAAUAUAUCUCUGGAAAGCACUCAAGAAGAUAACCCUAAAAUUAUUGAAGAGACAAGAACUACCUGCUGAAGGCCAUGUGGGUUUGGCAUAAGACCCUCUUCUCAGGGUCCAGUCAAGGGACAGUGACUUAGCAUUCCUCAAUGGGGCCACCGAAGAAGACCCACGAACAGUGCCGUGCCUUCCUAUCCCCCUUCCCUGAGAGGUCACUUUGACUUGCCAGGAUGGAGGCUUAAGGGAGAGGGUUCUGUGAGCCUGGAAAAUGAUUUUUUAAGGGGAGGAGAAAAGAUAUGCAGGGAUUCCUACUUUUGGUCUUGCCUCCUUUCCGUUCCCACACACAAGAAAAUGGAAGUUUUGUGACAACUUGCUUUUCUGCCCAUGUCCAUUGUCAUUACUAUCAACAUCUUAGGCAGUUUGUCCACAGCACCUUGAUAGUUUCUUAAAAAUUUACACAACUAGUGUCAAUUCCACAAUAGUGUUCUUGAGUUUUGAAAGAUCUUUAGUAUAUCAUCAGGUAGAAAAGAAAACAAUAAAAAUGGAGAGCCUUAGAAAAAAAUGUUGGAAAAUUCCAUACAUUGCCACAAACACUAAAUUACAUCAAUUGUGAGCUAUGACAUAUACCACAUCUUCUAUAGCCACAAGCAAAGCUGUAAUCACUAGAACUGCAUCGGUGAAACUGCAAAUAUAUCACUCUCUCAUUUUCCUAACUAGGAACACUAAAUACAGAGCUAAAUGCCUUACCUACUAUAUACAGCAAACACAGGCUACCCUAAAAUAAGCCAGCAGAAUACAGAGGUUGGUUCUGUAAUAAGAACUUAGAGAAUGUCUUGCUUCUGCCACUGUCAGUGAAGUUGACUGUGUUCAGUACUGAGUCUUCAGUUUUACAAUGUGAACAAAAUUACAUAAGUAUUCUGUUUUAAAUGCUUUUUACUUCCUCAGGUAAUAUUUUUUACUGAGGUCACACCAAAAUCUCAUUUUGGUAUUGCAAAAGAUUUACCUUAUCAAAUGGGAAUAUCAGUUCUAACUCUAAUAAAAGGUGACCAAAUAUAUUACCAAAUUUCAUUAAGCUCUUGAUAUAGACAUUUAGGACAUGCUAUUGUUAACAUUUUACUAAUUUAGGAUAAAGCUAAGAGAUAAUAAUAAUAAAGGCAGAAGGUCAGUAAAGUGUUAAAAACAAAAUAUUCAGCCCAAACAAAAAGAAUAGAUUUUGAGUUUCUGAAAAGUUGACUAAAGCAAUUCCUUCCCUUACUUAAAGGAGGAAAAUGAGCUGGCAUCAGCAGACAUGUACCCGACAGUAUAUUUAAUAUUUGAAGUGGGGAGCCUGCUCAGCUGUAAAAAAUCUUAAGAGUGCUUCUUCCAAAAUGCUAAAAGUACAUGUCCCACACUCCUUUAAGGUUCUCCACAUUGGAAGCUGUGCUUGUAUCCUGUGUAGAACCAGUGAAGCAACAUCUGUCCAAUGACAGGGAAUGUUUUCCAACUCCUUUAUAAAUGUGUGCAGUCUGUGCUCAUGUAUAUUUACACAAGCCUGCUUUCCCUACAGGGAGGAAAAAGUCAGACUCAUUGACGUUGUUUUUGACCCUCAAACUGAACUUGAUACUAUCAAUGUACACUUUAAUUAAAGAUUAAUUCAAAACUGGUUUUUAUUUAAAGGCUGAUUCUGAACAAAUGCCUUCACUGUUCAAUUAAAAAUAACAGAUGGUAUUAAACCAAAAAAAUUACACAUUAUUGUUUCUGUGUUUGUCACAGUAAAUACUUCUGACAGCUGUUUCCUCUCUUUUCAAACAUGCUAGCAAGGAGGUGCUUGAGGCUUACUUUAAAAACAGACAUUAAAUGCAUUUAUAUAUUGUAAAUAAGAUCCACUGAGAAUACUGUAUAGCACUGUACAAUGAAAAAAGCAAAUUGUUACUCAAUUAUCUAUCUUUUUUAGCCAAAGUAAUGUCAAUAGAGUCAACCCAGCAAUUUUGUUAAUGUAAAAAUAAUAACUUUCUAGUUGGGUUAGAAUGUGUUUUUUUCAGAUACCUUUAAGGAAUGUGAACAAUUCCUUAAAUUUACAAUUCACAGGAAAUGUUCACUAUAUGUUAUUUAACUAUUUAUAAAAUACCUACUGCCCUUAAUUAGAAUAUGAAAGUAUUCAUUAAGUUUCAUACUGAGUUAAAAAGUGAACUUAUAAAAACAGUUAAGAAGUUAUUUUAAAAUAACUUGCUUUCACUACUGUUAUGUUUUAGCUGUUGUAGUAACAGAUCUCCUUUGCAUUUCAAGAAUUUUUUAAACUUAGAUAAUACUUUUACUCACAAAAUCCUGAGAUGCUCUGACAUAAACUCAUUUGCAGAGCUCUCGAUGCCUUUAAACCUAAUCUCAGUCUAGUUAAUUUUAUACACAAAAUAAAUUUGUAAGUAUCUGUAAUGUAGGUAUAAUGUUAAUAUUUUGAUUUAUAGUUAUCAAAGAACCCUUUUGAAAUUAGGACACCCAUGCCCCUGUCACAAAAAAAACAAUAAUGGUAAGCAACAUAGAGGUUUUUUUCAGGACAGCCUAAGCUAGCUUUUGUGACUUCUAGUCUCAACUCUGUCAACGGGUUACUCUGUGAACAAGAGUUCUCUGUAAUAUUUAAUUUAUAAAAACUAUAUUAUUUUUUAAUUUUAAAAUGUUUAUUUUGAAAGCUG